AUGGAGGCCGCCGGAGGUGGGGAGGCGGCGGCGGGGUCGGAGGAGCAGGUGAUGAGCGAGGUGCCACCCCGCUUCUCCGGCCUCUUCCUCUCCCGCUUCACCUUCUCCUCCCGCCCGAUAGACCCACCCGGAGGCGACGGUGGUGGCGGCGACGGCGAGCACAGCAGUUGGCGCGAGCUGGUCGCAUCGACGACCAGUUCAUGUGAGCGAGCGAGCGGCUCGCCUCACGCUGUCGCUGUCGCUGUGGACGACGACGGGGAUCUCCUUCUCCACCGGAGAAGGAGGAGGAACAAAGACAGGAGGAGAGGCGAAGACCAUGUGCUCACCGUGCAGCACGGCGUCACCUCUCCGCUUCGGAGCGUCGGGCUUCAGGUUUGGAAGGCCGCGAUGCUGCUUACUGACUUUGUGUUGCACAAGAGCUUCACGUCGUCUGAAUUCGACGGUGUUACUGCCAUGGAGAUCGGCGCUGGGACAGGUUUGGUAGGGUUGGCGCAAGCUCGAGCUGCUGGAAGAGUUUUCAUUACAGAUAGAGGCACUGAUAUCCUCGAUAAUUGCCUGGCUAAUGUCCGUCUCAACUCUAGCAUGCUAAAGUUUGAUGAAGCUAAAGUCCAUGUACGGGAACUGGACUGGAAAAUGUCGUGGCCUCCGCCUGUGGGUACACACGAUGCAUCUGAUCCAAGUUCGAUAUACUCAUGGUCUGCAAGUGAAAUCAAGGAAGCUGAGCAAGCCACCAUGCUAUUCGCUGCAGAUGUUAUUUACAGUGAUGAUCUCACCGAUCUGUUCUUCGACACAGUGAGGCAGUUGAUGUCACGUGGUGCCAAGAAGGUGUUGUACUUGACCCUGGAGAAGAGGUACAACUUCAGCCUGGACGAACUAGAUGUCGUGGCCAAUGGUUACAAGCAUUUCCAAAGCUUCUUCGUGGCUCAAGAUGGAUGUGGAGGACAGGAAAAUUCUACAUUAAAACCAGGCCUUGUAGGGGAGCAGAUAGAUCUUGCGAGUGUUCCUCAGUACAUCAGAGAAUACAACAGAGGCAAGGAUCUGGAGAUGUGGAAGCUCAUGUAUUGGCCAGACUAAAAUAGCAUUGUUGGUUUACAAAUUUUAGACUGUUUAUGUUCAUGCUGUCUGGAAAUUAUGUGUUGCCAGUAGGAUACACAUCUUCCUGUGGCUGCUGCUGGCCAGUAAGCAGCUUAUGACCAAAGACAACUUGAUGAAAAGAAACCUUGCAAGGUCUGAAGAUUGUCCAUUUUGUUAUGACCAUGAAUCUAUUCAGCAAUCUUUUCUU
This is a messenger RNA of Hordeum vulgare subsp. vulgare (domesticated barley), 1282 nucleotides long. Its product is annotated as methyltransferase-like protein 22. Gene Ontology annotation, cellular component: nucleus. The record is from RefSeq and is a predicted model, not a curated record. NCBI's taxonomy places the organism in Eukaryota, Viridiplantae, Streptophyta, Magnoliopsida, Poales, Poaceae. Gene Ontology annotation, biological process: protein methylation. Gene Ontology annotation, molecular function: protein methyltransferase activity.